Molecule: messenger RNA, 4597 nt
Organism: Pteropus alecto (black flying fox)
Lineage: Eukaryota; Metazoa; Chordata; Mammalia; Chiroptera; Pteropodidae
Gene: NUDT9
Product: nudix hydrolase 9
Exons: 8
Coding region: 655-1707 (350 amino acids)
Cellular component (GO): mitochondrion
Molecular function (GO): ADP-ribose diphosphatase activity
Source: RefSeq, a predicted model, not a curated record
CUGAUUUCUGGUGGUCCGUGUGUCUUUCCGGGGCUGGCGGCUACAACAUACUUACUCAGACAUGACUAAGAUGCGCGUAACUCACUACAUCAGCUGACUGUAACCCCUUCCUGCAAGAAAAAAAACCAAAAACCAGAACAAACUUCUCUUGGUCCCCUUUCUUUCUACUUCUUCCCGUUUCUUGUCUUCCUUCCUUCGCUUUUUCUGUCUAGCGCUUUGUCGCUGUUCCCCUCCGCCUCACCCCAAGAACGCCUGCGCAAACUCAGAGGUCCAAGUCGGCAGGCGCUCUGUAGCCCGUAAAGCCUUUGCUUUGCAGCGUAGCCGUAAAGCGCCGGUCUCGCCUUGGGGACGUCAGGGGGCUCAGGUGGUUGUUCCCCGGCAGCUGGGGCAGAGAGUGUCGGUGUCCCCUGUGGAUCUGGUUGGCUUCGUUGCACUUAGGAAACAGUUGGACUGGGGAAGCAGCUGGACUGUUAUUUUGGGAGGCCUCCUGGUCCCUGUGUGUUUAGGGGAUAGACCUAGCUAGUCCUCGGAAACCGGAGGGCGGCCGGGUCCUAGUGCCGGCCAAAUACCCGGGGCCCGGGGCUGUGGCGCCGGCGGAGGCAGCAACCUAAGCUAAGAGAGACUUCACUGCGUGAAUUCGCCCGUGGGGCGCUGAUGGCCGGACGCAUCCUGAGAAAGACUUUAGCCACGGUGUCUCUCUCUGUGGCCUUGGCCUCUGUGACUGUCAAGUCCUCGGGCUGUCGCAACAUCCCGGAGUGCAGAAACUCAUUUUCAUCCUGUGGGUUUCAUCUUAACUCCAACAUCAUGUCUGCUUCUAAUGGUGCCAAAGAGAAUUCCCACAACAAGGCUCGGACAUCUCCUUACCCAGGUUCAAAAGUUCAACGCAGCCAGGUUCCUAAUGAGAAAGUAGGCUGGCUUGUUGAGUGGCAAGACUAUAAUCCUGUGGAAUACACUGCAGUCUCUGUCUUGGCUGGACCCCGGUGGGCAGAUCCUCAGAUCAGUGAAAGUAACUUUUCUCCCAAGUUUAAUGAAAAAGAUGGACAUGUUGAGAGAAAGAGCCAGAAUGGCCUGUAUGAGAUUGAAAAUGGAAGACCUAGAAAUCCUGCAGGACGGACCGGACUGGUUGGCCGAGGGCUUUUGGGGCGAUGGGGCCCAAAUCAUGCUGCAGAUCCCAUCAUAACCAGGUGGAAAAGGGAUAGAAGUGGAAAUAAAAUCACCCACCCUAUUUCUGGGAAAAACAUCUUACAGUUUGUUGCAAUCAAAAGGAAAGACUGUGGAGAAUGGGCAAUCCCAGGGGGGAUGGUGGAUCCAGGAGAGAAGAUUAGUGCUACACUGAAAAGAGAAUUUGGUGAGGAAGCUCUCAAUUCCUUACAGAAAUCCAGUGCUGAAAAGAGAAAAUUAGAGGAACAGUUGCACAGACUCUUCAGCCAGGAACAUCUAGUGAUAUAUAAGGGAUAUGUUGAUGAUCCUCGAAACACUGAUAAUGCAUGGAUGGAAACAGAAGCUGUGAACUACCAUGAUGAAACAGGUGAGAUAAUGGAUAACCUUACCUUAGAAGCUGGAGAUGAUGCUGGAAAAGUGAAGUGGGUGGAGAUCAAUGAUAAACUCAAGCUUUAUGCCAGUCACUCUCAGUUCAUCAAACUUGUGGCAGAGAAACGAGAUGCGCACUGGAGUGAGGACUCUGAAACUGACUGCCAUGGGUUAUAGCUCACAGUCUCCAUGUAUGCCAAAGGCCAGCAAAGGAACAUGUACUGAUAAGGCAAUAUCACAGAACUCAUACUAGAAAGGGGGCAGGGUAGGUGACUUAGAAAUUAUUUUAUUCACUUUCAAAAUGAUUUUCAUUUAGAAAGUUUUACAUCAGAAUAAAAUUAGUAAAUACAGUGAAAUGCAGCACAAUUUUUUGCUUUCUAGUCAAGAGAACUAUAAACAACCAUAUUUUGUAUGUAUUCUAUUAAAGCAUGCCUUAAAGCAAAUUUAAACAACUUUGAUGCUCUUUAAAGAAUUGUAAUCUGAAUAAAGACAGGUUUCUGAUCAGCCGUACUUCUGCUUUCUAUCUGGUUCUUGUCUGUCAGUUCUUUUUUUUAUUGUUUCCCCCUUAUCUUCUGUGGUCUGAAGGAUGUUCCUGCCACAUCAAGCUCCUCUAGGAGGAGUACCACAAUUGUCUAAUCUAAUUUAUUUUUUAAUUAUUUGCUUCACAUUUUGCUUUAUAUGAUCUUGUUGAAGCUGAUUUAGAAAAUGGAACCCUUAUGUAUUCUUGUCUUCAGAGCCUUCAGUUUUAUGAAGAAUUUUCAACACUCUUAGUUGAUAUAUAAAGAUCAAGAUCAAUGAAUAAGAGCUUAUGUUCUCAUUUUCAAAAAUUCUGAAUUAAAAAAUUAACCAGGAAAUUAGUAAUUUAAAUACAUUUAUUUUACUCUAAUUGUACAUGUCACAAAUCAAUUAAAAUAGAUGUUCAGAAAAGAGUUGAAAUCAGACGAAGACACAGGUCUUUGGGAGUUGAAGUAUUUUUUUGUUAGGAAGAGAAUGUUAAGGAUUCAAAUAGGUUUUCGAGGCUCACUGUUAACAUAAUUUCCACAGGAAAGGGGAAAGAAUUGGUGUUCUAGGUGCUCUUGGAAGCCUGGAAGAAGGGAAAUAACAAACACUGCCUUGUCUCAGUGUAAAUGUAUAUUACAUUCUGGCUAAGAUAUUCAUUUGGAAAGUCCUAUGACGUUAACUCCUGUCAACCUGAAGGAGGGACUGAAAGAAUUCUAUCUUUGUUCCAGUUGGACCGCAGAUGGGGCAUUGGAAGAAAAGGGGGUUGAAGGGAAAACGACAUGGUUGUUGUCUUUUCUUUAGACAUUCGAAAAAGGUAUUAGGCUUGUAUUAGGCUUACUCUGUAGCUAGAAGACAGAAAUAGAGCUAAGGUAAAUCAAGAGUUUUGUUUGUUUGUUUGUUUUGACUUAGUGUCAAACUCCUUUGGUGGUAAACCUGAACUGAAAAGACAGGAAGCUUUUUUCCCCUUAGUGUGACUAUCAGUUUUACUGAAAAACAUCAGAAUGUUUGGUUUCAGAACUCUGCCUUAAAUCCCUCUGGAAGAGUUAUGUGUAGUAUUUUCUAAAAUCCAUAAAAUCCUUGGCUCUGGGUCUAUAAUAAGGGACUUGUACUUGACAAGGAUGACAUACCCAUUGAGUGAGGGGUAGGAUGGCCUUCUCCCGGCAUGAAAGUGUCUGAUUACACUGCUAUUGUUUGGCAGGAAGAAACUGCCUGACUUGUUCUCAGUCAGGAACAGUGACUCAAGGUAGUGUUUAUUCUCUUAGGAGAUCUUUUUCUGUUUUCUUGACUUAAGUAGGAUCACUAGGAGAAAAAUAUUCUUAUCAAUGUAGGGCAGUUCUAUAAAUUAUUCUGUCAGGAUUCUUUCCAGGAUGGGCUGUGGCCAACAGUGCUUUAAAGUUCAGAAAAAGUAUAAAUAUGUAUUAAUUGUUCAGAUAUGGUAAUUUGAAUGAGUCGCGUGUGAGGAGUUAAUAUUUUCACUAAAAGAGAUCUUGGAGCUAAAUCCAUACAUUUACCCAAGAUCAUACAGAUAAUUGGAAAGAUGAGAUUAGAAUCUAGGCUUUUCAACUACAGGCUGGUGCUCUUUUAGCCAUGUUUUGAUACAAAGAUGAAUUUGCUAAUUUUGUAAUUACCAGUAACUAAUCAUUGAAGGUAGUUUCCGGACACAUUUUUAGUUAGAAAUAUGCUAGAAUUUUAAGAUUUUCCAUUUGAAGUUGGACUAUAAUAUUGAUUAAACAGACUGGAUUAUGGGAGGAGAACUUAGCUAUUUGAACUCAAAAGACUUAGGUUCUUAUUUAGUUAGGCUCAGAAGCUACCUGUUUGACCUUAAAAUUUCUGGGACAGUUUAUUCUUCAAGAUGGUUGACUUUAAAUAGUCUGUAUUGAAAAAUCCUGAAAAUUUAUAUCAAGCACGCAGAUGAUUUAGGCCUUUCUGACAUUAAAAAAAAAAAUACUGCAUAUUCCUGAUUGUAAGAUACUAUCAACUGUAAAAUGUACCAUUUAGUUAAGAUAGUAUUUUAAAGAAAAAGAUCCUCGCUGAAAUGUAUGUAUCUGUUGUGAAAUGUGUCUUGAUUUCAGAAAAUGUAUAAGUGUGAUAAGUAUUUUACAGACUGGAAAAUAGAAUUUUUUAAUGUUAUCUUGUAACUUCAUUCAAGUAUUUCUCCUAUAUUUUCAUAAACUCAAAUUCUGAGUAACUUAUUGUAUCAAUAAAUGGCCUCAACUAAAAAGUUGAAUGAUGUGCAAUUCAGUAAAAGAGUUAUCUGUUGGGAUUUAAAUUUGAUAAUCUUCAAUGUAUUAUAUGUUUAUACUAAUAUUUUGUUAGUGAAGAAAUAAUCGAGUCUAUUUCAUCUCUCCUAAAAUAAUUAUUUGUAACUCAAAGCCUUUUGACUCUUCACUUUCACCCUCAUCAAUGGUAGAAGAGGUUGUUUUAUUGAUUUAUAGUUUGGAUGAAUUGAAUAAAUGAAUGUAGAAUUGUUCACAGGCAUUGAAAUGGUUUUUUGGCUUUAAAUUUAACAGCUAUGCUUUAUUUUAUUUUUAAGUGGAUUGGAAAAUAAAGACAGUAAUUUUCAUGA